AUGAAAUAAAAUAAAUAAAAUAUACACAAGGUUAUCCGCAAGAGACCUUGGACAGACGAAGAAGAUUUUAGAGUAAUUGAAUUAGUUUAAGAAUUUGGUCCCUAAAAAUGGACUUAAAUUGCUUAAUAAUUAGAUGGAAGAAUAGGAAAAUAAUGUAGAGAAAGAUGGCACAAUCAUUUGAACCCUUUGAUAAAGAAAACUCCAUGGGAAGAGGAUGAAGAAUGGGUUUUAUUCCUAUAUCACAAGGCCUUAAGUAAUAAAUGGGCUGAAAUAGCCAAGCAUGUCUAAGGGAGAACCGACAAUUCAAUCAAGAACCACUGGAAUAGUGGUAUGAAAAAGAGGAUGCCUGAAUUUUAAAUGAAACUGAGUUAAAUUAAGUAGAAAUUUAAAAGAGAAGGAAUUUCAAUUUUGAAUGAUUAUGAUCCAUUAUAAAAAAAAGCUCUAGAGAUUAUCUUAAUGAAUAAACAAUACAAGAGUAUAAUUAGUGAAUCUUCUGAAAACGAAGAUGUUUCAUACCCUACCAAAUAAUCGAAAAAGAACCGAGUUCAUCUAGAGCUGAUUGAGUUAUAGAGAGAUCAAUAGGUCAAGGGGCAAAAUGAUGAGAUGAUAGAAUAAAACUACAUCAGCCAUGAUGAAUAAGAAUAGAGUAAUAGGUGA
Messenger RNA from Paramecium tetraurelia, 657 nucleotides. RefSeq lists its product as uncharacterized. The transcript is spliced from 5 exons. The record is from RefSeq and is a predicted model, not a curated record. Gene Ontology annotation, cellular component: nucleus. Gene Ontology annotation, biological process: regulation of DNA-templated transcription. Lineage: Eukaryota; Ciliophora; Oligohymenophorea; Peniculida; Parameciidae. Gene Ontology annotation, molecular function: DNA-binding transcription factor activity, RNA polymerase II-specific; RNA polymerase II cis-regulatory region sequence-specific DNA binding.